GAAGGAAUUUUCUGUAACAGGAAAGAGAAGAAGUUGUUAUCCAAUCCACCUCAUAUCACAGAGCUCAACAAAACCGAAAAUGGCGACGCUACCAUUCUCCACUCUACCACUUCCAAAGUCGAAUCCAUUAUUCUCUCCAUCCUCCUUCAAGCCACACGCACAUCCAUAUCUCCGCUUCGUCGUUCGAGCCACCGGCGACGAUUCCGCCUCGGAAACUGAAGAAGAAGCGGACGCCCAGACAACCGGCGACGCGGACGACUUCGACUCGCGCCUCUCCAACGUCCGUAUUCGGUACCGGAGCGGCCUGGGGAAGAAAGCAGAGCGCAGGAAGGCUCGGCAAGGGAAGAAGGUGGCGUCGGAAUCGGGAUCGGGAAUGUACCUCCCGCCGGUGCCGCUGCGGGAGGCGGUUUCCGAAGGGCUGAGUGUGGAAUUCGGGUUCAGCCCGUUUUCGGAACGGGUUAACGGGCGGAUUGCGAUUCUGGGCAUAACCGCUUUGGUAUUGGUGGAGCUGGCGACGGGUCAGGGCGUUAUAAAGUAUCAUACGCCGGCGAUAAUUCUAAUUCAGGUUUACUUCGUGGCGGCUGUGGCGGCGUUGUAUGUUAAGUACGAGAAGGAAAAAGUUAGUGUGUGGCCAUCAGAGAAAUGAAAAUCAUCGUGCCUUUAAUUUAUUUUUUUUCCAGCAAAAUUGUGAAAUUGCCUUAUUAUGUUAUAUAUAUUCCAAUGUUUUAUAUUUUUUUUUGAAAACCUCCAAUGUUUUAUAUUAGUUUUAUACAUAAUCAUGGUCGAGCUCUAGUACUAGUAACUACAGUGUGAGAGGAGUUUCACCUCUCGACUCUUGUGAGCAUUAGGUGAUCCUCUCAAACUGUUAAAUCACUGUAAUUUACUCUUUUACAAUUCUACGAGUCUGGGAUUAAAGGCGAUUUUACCUUA
This is a messenger RNA of Ipomoea triloba (trilobed morning glory), 930 nucleotides long. RefSeq lists its product as uncharacterized. NCBI's taxonomy places the organism in Eukaryota, Viridiplantae, Streptophyta, Magnoliopsida, Solanales, Convolvulaceae. Bases 80 to 646 code for a protein of 188 amino acids. The transcript has a single exon. The record is from RefSeq and is a predicted model, not a curated record.